AUGGGUGGCUAUUUGUGGCUCUGGAUAACUGUGUAGCUAUGAGUGACUAUGGGUGGCUAUAUGUGUGGCCAUGGGAGGCAUUGUGUGGCUUGAAGUGUGACAAUGUGUAGCUAUGUGUUGCUAUGGGUGCUAUGUGUGACUAUGUGUAGCUGUGUGUGGCUAUGGGUGGCUAUGUGUGACUAUGGGUGGCUAUGUGUGGCUAUGUGUAGCUAUGUGCGGGUAUGUGUGGCUAUGGGUGGCUAUGUGUGGUUAUGGGUG
Porites lobata is the source of this 258-nucleotide messenger RNA. Lineage: Eukaryota; Metazoa; Cnidaria; Anthozoa; Scleractinia; Poritidae. The record is from the annotation of a GenBank genome assembly.